Molecule: messenger RNA, 1590 nt
Organism: Micropterus dolomieu (smallmouth bass)
Lineage: Eukaryota; Metazoa; Chordata; Actinopteri; Centrarchiformes; Centrarchidae
Product: zgc:171566
Exons: 9
Coding region: 211-1170 (319 amino acids)
Biological process (GO): tetrahydrofolylpolyglutamate metabolic process
Cellular component (GO): vacuole
Molecular function (GO): gamma-glutamyl-peptidase activity
Source: RefSeq, a predicted model, not a curated record
GAUCAGAGGACAGCAAGAGAGGAUAAUCACCUUUUGAUCAAACAGCAUAUUCGUUCGGAUAAUUAAAUCUCCGUUUAUUUUAUCUGCCCUUUGUUAUUUUUAUAGACAAAAAAGCGCCGAUAUUUUAAUUGUUCUUUCCCAACCUGCAAACCAAGCCUACAUCCUUCGUUUCCAGCGGUAUUGCGUUUAAAAUCCUGCGCGGUGUUUUGGAUGUGUCGGCCGGCUGCAGCGGUGUUGGCGGUGCUGACCGCCUGUCUCUGUUGCGGUCCGUUUCUGUGCGCGGCGGGGAGAAGCCAGCAGCUCAAUUACCGACCCGUCAUUGGCAUAUUGGCACAGGAAAACCUUCCUGGAGACCAGUUUGCUCGUGGUUCCUCUUACAUAGCUGCCUCCUAUGUCAAAUACCUGGAAGGAGCCGGAUCAAGGGUGGUACCCAUCAGAAUCAAUCGCACAGAAGAAGAAUAUGCUAAGAUAUUCUACUCAAUAAAUGGGUUGUUGCUGCCGGGAGGAGAUGUAGAUAUUCAGACAUCGCAGUUCAGUCGAGCUGCCAAGAUCUUUUACGACUUGGCUCUGAAGGCCAACGAUGCUGGGGACUACUUCCCUAUCUGGGGAACUUGCCAGGGCUUUCAGCAGCUGUCUGUCCUGACAGCUAACAAAAACCUGCUCACCCUCACUGAUACCAAGGCUGUGGCUUUACCUCUCACUCUCACACCAGCGGCCCAGUCCAGCCGUCUGUUUCGGAGUUUCCCCAAGGAUCUGCUGCAGUCCCUGGCUGAGGAAAACAUCACUUCCAACUUCCACAGCUGGAGUCUGUCUCUGCAGAACUACAGCCGGAAUGCCAAGCUGAAGAGGUUUUACAAGAUCCUGUCCACCAACAAUGAUGGGAAGAAAGAAUUCAUCUCCACCAUGGAAGCCUACCGCUACCCAUUUUAUGCUGUGCAGUGGCAUCCAGAGAAAAGCCCCUUUGAGUGGAUAGAUAAGCCAGGCAUGGUUCACUCCACUUCUGCCAUAAGAGCCUGCUUCUACACUGCCAGCUUCUUUGUCUCUGAAGCCAUGAAGAACCAACACCAUUUCUCUAGUCCUGUGGAGGAAGAGAGCGCUCUCAUCUACAACUUCUCUCCCGUGUACAGAGGCAUCCACGCUGUUUUUGUGCAGAACUACUACUUUGAUUGAUGGACAGUACUGUAGACAAAACAGACCUGGGCUCAGUCUAGUCAGAAUUUUAAAGCGGGCAAAAAAAACACAAUUUAAGAUCAUUUGCUGCACACAAAAAGAACCAGAUUCAGGAUCAUAAACACGCACAACGAUAUCUGUUACUGCAAAAGAAUGUCUCAAAUAUGUUUUACAGUUUAAUCAGGAAUCUCAUUAAUUAAUACUUGCAUGCAGUGCAAUUUAUUCUCAUAAAUGAGGUGAACAGGAGGACAAAUUACAUUUAAAUUGAUGCUGUUUUCAAUGCGUCAGUUGAGCAAAUAUGAGUGCAUAGUUUCAUCUAAUGUUAUCACAUGUUCGUUCGUUCGUUCGUUCGUUCGUUCAUUGCUCUAUCGAACCAAACGCUGUGCGCCAGAGUGUGAAUGUGAUGCGCUGCUUGUAAAA